AUGCUAGUUAUUUUACAAAUGGAUAUUUGGACACUAUUAUAUAUUCAAUACCUAGUAUGAAAGAUAUACGUUUGAAGGACAUCCCAAGUUUUAUAAGGACGACAAACCCAGAUGAUUAUAUGUUAAAUUUUGUUGUGUAUGUAAUGGAAAGAGCUAAAAAAGCUUCUGCAAUAAUUUUGAACACAUUUGAUGAAUUGGAGCAUGAUGCUAUUGAUGCACUUUCAUCCAUUCUUCCUCCAAUUUAUUCUAUUGGACCAUUACAUAUUCUCCAAAAUCAGAUCAAUGAUAACAACUUGAAGUUGCUUGGAUCAAAUCUUUGGAAAGAAGAGCCAGAGUGUCUUGAAUGGCUUGAUUCCAAAGAUCCUAAGUCUGUGGUGUACGUGAAUUUUGGAAGCAUCACUGUUAUGACACCAAACCAAAUGGUUGAGUUUGCUUGGGGACUAGCUAAUAGCAAUCAAACCUUUUUGUGGGUAAUAAGGCCUGACCUUGUUACCGGUGAUUUGGCUGUUCUUCCACUUGAAUUUGUGGAGGAGACAAAAGACAGGGGCUUAUUAGCAAGUUGGUGCCCACAAGAAAACGUUCUUUGCCACCCAGCCAUCGGAGGAUUCCUAACUCACAGCGGGUGGAAUUCGACUCUUGAAAGUAUAAACGCUGGAGUGCCAAUGAUCUGUUGGCCAUUUUUCGCUGAGCAACAAACCAAUUGUUGGUACUGCUGCACUAAAUGGGGCAUUGGCAUGGAGAUAGACAAUGACGCUAAGAGAAAUGAAAUUGAGAUUCUUGUGAGAGAGUUGAUGGGUGGAGAGAGAGGCAAAGAGAUGAAGAAUAAGGCGUUGGAUUGGAAGCAAAAGGCUGAAGAUGCCACCACAGGUUCAGCUUAUGCGAUUCUGGAGAAAAUGAUCAACCAAGUGCUUCUCACUCAAAAAAAUUAG
Ilex paraguariensis (yerba mate) is the source of this 929-nucleotide messenger RNA. The record is from the annotation of a GenBank genome assembly. Lineage: Eukaryota; Viridiplantae; Streptophyta; Magnoliopsida; Aquifoliales; Aquifoliaceae.